Lycium ferocissimum is the source of this 1447-nucleotide messenger RNA. Its product is annotated as peroxidase 15-like. Lineage: Eukaryota; Viridiplantae; Streptophyta; Magnoliopsida; Solanales; Solanaceae. Gene Ontology annotation, biological process: hydrogen peroxide catabolic process; response to oxidative stress. Gene Ontology annotation, molecular function: peroxidase activity; heme binding. The record is from RefSeq and is a predicted model, not a curated record. The transcript is spliced from 4 exons. The coding region runs from base 265 to 1260 and encodes 331 amino acids.
GCUAUUUCUUUACCCAUUUGCCUAAGAAAUUUUCCACAAAACCUUGCUGUAGUAGGUUAGUAACAGAAGUUUCCUCAUAUCACCAGACACACUUACAAACAAAGCAAGUUAUUUUGUUUGACUAUGAUGUUUGAAAUUUUAAGAAUAAAUCAGGAAAGUGAGGCACUUUUUUUUGUAUAUAUUGCCUAGAUCUCUAGCUAUUCAUGAGGCACAAGUAAAAGAAAUUGUCUAGCUAGCUAGCUUCACUUCUUCUACUAAACAAAAAUGGUUCCUGGUCCUACUUCUUCUUUAGCAGUUAUAUGCAUUUUGCUGUCAACAUUUAGUUUCUAUCAAUCAAAUGCGCAGUUGAGUGCAAAUUUUUACUCAAGUACAUGUCCAAAUGUUUCAACUAUUGUCCAAAAUGUAAUUCAACAAGCUUUACAGUCUGAUGCGCGCAUUGGGGCCAGCCUCAUUCGUCUUCAUUUCCAUGAUUGCUUUGUCAAUGGAUGUGAUGCUUCACUUUUGUUGGAUAAUAACGCUACAACAAAUAUAGUAAGUGAGAAAGAUGCAGCUCCUAAUGCAAAUUCCACAAGAGGUUUCGAUGUUGUUGACAACAUUAAAACUGCUGUUGAAAGUUCUUGCCCUGGUGUUGUCUCCUGUGCUGACAUUCUUGCUCUUGCCGCAGAAUCCUCUGUUUCUUUGGCAGGUGGUCCUUCAUGGAAUGUUUUAUUAGGGAGAAGAGACAGCAGAACAGCAAAUCAAGCAGGAGCUAAUACUUCUAUUCCGUCUCCUUUGGAGGGCUUAAGCAACAUUACAUCAAAGUUUUCCGCUGUUGGACUUAAUGUUACCGAGCUAGUUGCCUUAUCCGGUGCACACACAUUUGGACGUGCCCAAUGUCGCGUAUUCAGUGCCCGCAUUUACAAUUUCAAUGGCACAGGAAAUCCAGACCCCACCCUAAAUACAACUUACUUGGCCAACCUAAGGCAGAUAUGUCCUCAAAAUGGAAGUGCCACAGCCUUGGCUAAUCUUGACCCGGCAACGUCGGAUAGUUUCGACAAUAAUUAUUUUGCAAACUUGCAGAACAAUCAAGGGCUUCUGCAAUCAGAUCAAGAGUUAUUCUCAACAGCUGCUGCAACAACUGCCUCAAUUGUGAACACAUUUAGUAGUAACCAAAAUACCUUCUUUCAGAGCUUCGUUCAGUCAAUGAUUAACAUGGGAAACAUUAGCCCAUUAACCGGCACCAACGGGGAGAUUCGCUCAGAUUGUAAAAGAGUCAAUUGAUGAAAAAAUAUUGAUUAAAAGAAGAAAACAUUUCAAGCAAAGUUUUGUAGGUUUAGCAGUUUUUGUUAUGAAUUAGUAGAUCUUUGUUUUUCUUAAACCAAGUGUUGUUACUGCAUAGAAUAUUGGUUGUAUUAGUCACUGCCUUUGACUUUCCUUUUAUAUUAUUUCUAAAUCUUUUUUCUUCUUU